Molecule: messenger RNA, 1113 nt
Organism: Corticium candelabrum
Lineage: Eukaryota; Metazoa; Porifera; Homoscleromorpha; Homosclerophorida; Plakinidae
Exons: 4
Coding region: 171-689 (172 amino acids)
Biological process (GO): signal transduction
Molecular function (GO): protein binding
Source: RefSeq, a predicted model, not a curated record
CGAUGUGCGACGACAGAGACCUGUGGUGCUAACUUUAGUGGUUCUGCUCUCUUCUGUUGGCACUGUGGGGGUUGUCCUUGCAAUCCUGCACGAAAUUAUAUACCCAACAGAUCAUGAACCUACUCCAAUUCGCGAAAAAGCAGCAGUACCGUUAGCUACGGACUCAGACGAUGACCAAGUUACAUCUAGUGAACUUAGAAAGGAACACGCCCAUUUUUUCUGUAAAAGGCAUGCAACCACCUCACUGCCUCAUGCCUAUAGCUAUACCUUUGCAGAAACCUUGUGCCAAGUUGUGGAGCUACAAGGAACAGGCCAAUCUGUCCUCUAGAUGUACAAUCAGAAAUGAAGACUUUAGUUACGUUUUGGUAUCAUCCCUAUUGAUCAAAUUCAAUUUCUUGUUGUUUUCUUAUCAGAUUGCUGAAGAGGUAGAAUCUCAUUGGCAUCCAAUUGGCAUUCAUCUGGGAUUCAGUGGUGAAAUGCUUACACAAUAUGAGAAACAGUUCAACGAGCCAUCUUGUCUUCUCUUUGAGAUUCUUGACAAAUGGCAGAAACAGAAAGGCAAACAAGCAACAAAGAAUGCACUUUUGGAAGCUUGCAGACAAGCUGGUGUUAUGCUACGGUCUGAAAGCACUACAUUUUUGUCAAGUUCUAUUUCUGCCUUCCGCUUUCUUCCGCUUGGCCGUCCUUGAGGUGCACAACUUCGACCUCGAGCAAGCAGUGGUCUUCUACGAGCUGUUGCUGUAGGCUGCACAGAGGAAGGUGGAGGCGACAAAGAUGGCAAGACUUGACUAGAGUUGGCGACAUUGUGCCUACGAACCGUCGCGAGCAAUGAGACUGAAACUGGCGCUGUUGCUUACUUUUGACUCCAAAUUUGAAUUGAAAAAGAGUAAGGACCUGAGCGAGAGAGUACGUACAGACUCAUCCAAGUGAAGUCUCUUCUCAAAUUUCUAGACAGUAUAUUAUUAAUUAAAAUUAUUAUUAUAGCAAUGUACUUUUACAGAUCUGUAGUGUUGUUUAUUGCUAUUCAGUUCUAGAAACUGGAUGUCUGGACUUUUACUCGACUACGGUCAUUGUGUUUGAUUUGUACGUACAGCCAAUAGUAUUUGAUUACUU